AUGAGGGAGGAAGAAAGCGCGGAUCUGCCUAUAUUUCAUCCUGCUAGAAAGAUCUUCAUAUCUCCCGUCCUAGCCGACGCUGUCACUGUCCGAACUCGAAAGUUCCUCACAAAUCGUCUGCUUCAACGAAAGCAAAUGGUCGUAGAUAUCCUCCAUCCAGGUCGACCAAACAUAUCUAGGACUGACUUGCGAGACAAGUUGGCUGGCAUGUACAAGGCCGAAAAAGACAACAUUUUCGUCUUUGGUCUACGAACUGCAUUCGGUGGUGGAAAGACUACCGGAUUUGCCUUGAUUUACGACUCAAUGGAUGCCGCAAAGAAGAUUGAACCCAAAUACAGACUCAAACGUCACGAACCUCCAGAAAACACCAAAUCUUCAAGAAAACAAGUAAAGGAACGAAAGAACAGAGCCAAGAAGUUCCGUGGUAUCAAGAAGGCCAAGGCAGCACAACCAACCAAGAAGUAA
Messenger RNA from Synchytrium microbalum, 465 nucleotides. RefSeq lists its product as uncharacterized. NCBI's taxonomy places the organism in Eukaryota, Fungi, Chytridiomycota, Chytridiomycetes, Synchytriales, Synchytriaceae. The transcript has 5 exons. Gene Ontology annotation, cellular component: ribosome. Gene Ontology annotation, molecular function: structural constituent of ribosome. The coding region runs from base 1 to 465 and encodes 154 amino acids. The record is from RefSeq and is a predicted model, not a curated record. Gene Ontology annotation, biological process: translation.